CUCACUCACUCACUCACUCUUCCACACACAUUAACACAUUAACGCACGCACACUCGCAUCCAUCUCACAUAUACCCCACCUCUCCCCUAACGAUAAACCGCCAUCAUCAUUCGCAGCACCAGCACCAGCACCAGCAGCUUUGAAGCAAACAACAUCUUUCCUCUCUCUCUCUCUCUCCUCUCCUCAGAGCACUACUCUUUUCCUUCUUUCUCUCACUCUUUUCCUAGUCCACAUCCCAAAACGCCUUUUGUUGCUCUCUCUUGAUAAUACCGCCGAUGACCCUUGCCUUCGCAUCGUUAUCAUUGGUCAAACGCAAUACGAGCACAAAAAAGGAGAAGAAACACCAUCAUUACCACUCACCAAGCUAUUACGACGACGACAACAGCGACUAUCCGGCAGCAACAGCAACAGCAACAGCAACAGCAACAGCAACAGCAGCAGCCGACGACGACGACGACGACGACGACGAGUUUUAUCCAUACGAAAAAACCAAAUUCUCCAAGCUCAAAAAAUCACUCUUUCCAUGGUCAAUAACAACCACCUCCUCUUCCUCCUCUUCCUCAGGCUACUACGGUAGUAGUAGUAGUAACAGUAGUAGUAGUCAUAGCAGACGGACCUCUAUUGGUGCCUUUUUCCAAAGCAUCUGCAGCCAUGAGCAGCCACUUUUCGAUUCCCGCAGAAGACGCAGCACCAGCUCGUUUGCAAAUGAUGCCCUUUUUGAACGCUACCGCUACCGCAAACAAUCCCUCACCAACAACAAGCUGGACUUGUCUCAAAACAGGAAAGCGGCAUCCGCUCCACCGUCCUCCUUACCUGUCACCUCCCAGCACAACAACAGUACCUUGAGCAAGAGCAACAAUAGUACGCUUGUCAAUACACCUAGCAGCAUCAGCAAAAACGAUGCCGACGACGACGACGACGAUGUACUAGCGACCCCGCGCGUUGUAUGCUGGCAGGAUGACAAUGUACCACGAGGCAUACUUGUCAAACGAAACCAGCACAGGCACACCAGUAGUCUCCAAUGCACCUCCUCGUCUUCAACAUCUUCCACUGCUGCUGGUCCCUUGCAUAGACGGAGCAGGUCCACUGCAACACACCAGCACUCCCAUCAUCAUCAUCAUCAUCCUACGCACCAUGUCCGUCACUACUCCCAUGUCUCAUACAUCUCCUCUUCCAAUAUCACUGCCCACUCGGAGGAUUUGACCGCCAAACAAUUUGCUGAUUUGGCAGGCAUCAAGAUCCUUCCAGACGAUAUCGCUGUGGAUGUGAACAAUGCAAGCACCACCACCACUGACUAUUACUUGAGCUGCAACAACCAGACAGCCAAUACUGCUGCUACUACUACUAACAACAACAACACCACCACCACCCAUGAUUGGAUUUUUGAUCAUGACGGCAGCAGCAACAACAACAUGAACAAUGUACAUCAGCGACACCAACAACAAUCAUCGGACGACAAUGUCAGUUUGGAUGAAGAGUGUCUGUCUGUCAAAAGCAGUGGUCUGUCCGUGGUAGCAGCAGCAGCAGCAGCAGCCAAUAAGCCGACAAUCUGGGACGAAUCGUUUUGGAAAACAAACGAAUCGACCGCUGCUACUUCAACAAAGUCGUCUUUUUUGGAAGAAGAGGAGGUUGUUUCGCCGUCAAUGCCAUCACCACCAGCACCAGCACCAGUACCGCUGCUGGCGUCAAGGACAGCACCUCCCUUGCCAUCAACAACGACAACAACAACAACAACAACAGCAGUAGCAAAACUGCCAUUGCCACAACGCAGAAUCAUCAAGAAAGGUCGCUUUGAGAUCCAUGUUGAAUCGGCUGCCUAGUCUUGAUGUAUGACGACGAUGCUUCCCAUUCUUAUAAAUAAUAUAUAUACCAUAGUCUCUUUCUUUCCUUCUUUCUUUACAUACUACUCACCUUUUGGUCCGUUCUUCUCCUUCUCAUUCCUUUCCCUUCCUAUGCUGCUAGUUUUUCUUUCUUUUCUUUUCUUCCAUACAUAAUCACACACGUCCCCUCCCCUGCCCCUCCCCCCCCCUUUUUUUUUCCAUCACGCAUCUUACUUUUUUUUUAAUAAUAAUAAUAGCA
Zychaea mexicana is the source of this 2079-nucleotide messenger RNA. RefSeq lists its product as uncharacterized. The record is from RefSeq and is a predicted model, not a curated record. NCBI's taxonomy places the organism in Eukaryota, Fungi, Mucoromycota, Mucoromycetes, Mucorales, Lichtheimiaceae. The transcript has a single exon. The coding region runs from base 276 to 1820 and encodes 514 amino acids.